Bradysia coprophila is the source of this 918-nucleotide messenger RNA. RefSeq lists its product as uncharacterized. Lineage: Eukaryota; Metazoa; Arthropoda; Insecta; Diptera; Sciaridae. The record is from RefSeq and is a predicted model, not a curated record.
AUGAAGCUUUUAUGCUUCGGUCUGAACCUCUUCCACCAUAAUAAGGUCUUUUUGAAUGAAUGUAAUGGUGCAUUGACCUUGGAGUAUGAAAGAGCGCUUAAGGAUUUCAAUGAACUAAAUGAUAAAUUGCACCACGACCACCUCAUCAGAAUUCAAGAAAACAUCAAGAGUGAUCCAGCCGCAUUUUGGAAAUUUGCCAGAAUCAAUGGAGGCAUCGACGCAUAUCCGAAUCAGAUGAGUUAUGGUGACAGAGUGGGUAGAACGACGAACGAAAUUGUGGAUUUGUUUGCGGAGUAUUUCGAAUCUAUUUAUGUCAAUGAUGAAGAACAAUGGGAAUUCGACGACGUUUUUGUAGCUUCUAGCGAUUCGGUUGAUAUUGAAGUAUCUUUGUUUGAUGUAGAGAAUGCAAUACAAUCGUUGAAGUGGAGCAGUGGAGCUGGGCCAGAUGAAAUUAAACCGUUUGUAGUGAAAAAGUGUUCAACUGCAUUCGUAUGGCCUAUUUGGUUAUUAUAUCAAAAGACGUUCGACGAGGGCAAAAUACCGGCUGCAAUGAAGAUGUCGAGAAUUGUACCGGUAUACAAGAGGAAAGGUGAUAGGGCGGAAGUUAAAAAUUAUAGAGUCGUUGCGAUUCAACCGAUAGCAAUGAAAGUGCAAGAAAUGGCAGUCAAGUGCAAAACUGGACUAGUGGUUCAACCGCGACUAUCAGAUGUGCAGCAUGGUUUUCGUAACAAAAGAUCUGUUGUAACAAACUUAUGGAAUUUGUCAGUACUGGCGUAUGAUGCAAUCGAGCGACGUUGUCAACUGGACUUAUUUUACGGUGACUUUAAGGCGGCAUUUGACAAGGUCUGGGUACGGAAACUGAUAAUAAAGUUCGCUUCAUUUGGUGUUGGCAAAAAACAGCGAGAUGGCAAUAUUUAG